AUGCUGGUGGCUAAGCAGUGUCAAACAUUUUUGCAUAUCACUUAUCCCCUGAAGAUAUCAGCCAACUCAUCUGAAGAUUGUAUAGGCGCUGCUGCGGAUGAGAGUGUUCAGGCUUACACUCUUACCAUAAAUCAGAAGCACUACACAGUGUACCUGAAACAACAAUCCUUUCUGCCAAACGAUUUUAUGAUUUACACCUACAACACCGGAGGUUUUGUGCAACCCACUACCCCAGAUAUUCAGAACGAAUGCUUUUAUGAAGGGUAUAUCCAAGGCUUCCCCAAUUCUGUGGCAAUACUCAGCACCUGCUCUGGCCUCAGGGGAGUGCUGCAGUUUGAGAAUGUCAGCUAUGGCAUUGAACACCUGGAAUCUUCCACUACUUUCGAGCACCUAAUUUAUGAACUAAGCAGCAAAAAUGCCAAAGGCCCAAUUUGGACAGAAAACGUCACCCAUGUAGAAAACCGGACGAAGACCGGACACGUGUCUUAUAAGCUGCUUUCGGAUACUGUGCCGCUCUCGGAUACCACUAAAAGUCACAGAUACAUAGAAGUCUACGCUGUUGUGGACAAGGUUUUGUUCAAUUAUUUGGGUGGAUAUCCUGAAUUCGUUACCUCAAACAUUGUGCAGAUUAUUGGCUUCGUUAAUAGUAUGUUUGCUGACCUUAACGUAACCAUUGUACUUUCCUCUCUGGAAUUCUGGACAGACGGUAAUAAAAUCUCCACUGAAGGAGAAGCCGAUGAAAUUCUCCGCAGGUUUUUGCAAUGGAAAAAUUCCUACCUUGUUCUGCGGCCUCACGAUCUGGCCUUUUUGUUUGUGUACAGAGAGACGUCAAAUUACGUGGGAGCAGCUUUCACAGGGAAAUUGUGCCUCCGAAAUUUUGAUGCAGCCGUAGCUCUGUAUGAGAAGGCGAUCACUUUGGAGACCUUUUCAAUCAUUCUGGCCCAACUGCUGGGUUUCAGCCUGGGGAUGGAAUAUGAAGACGGCAAAGAGUGCAAAUGCCCUGGACACACCUGUAUCAUGCACACAAAUGCAGUUAAUUCAAAUGGAAUUAAAAAAUUCAGCAGCUGUAGCAUUGCCGACUUCCAAAAUUUCAUUAAGUUCAAAAGCGCCCCUUGCCUUUCUAAUCGGCCCAAUUUGAAAUUGUAUUCUCGGAAGAAACUGCCCAAGGGCAAAUCAGCAUGUGGGAACGGUAUUUUGGAACCUGGAGAGAAAUGUGAUUGCGGGAGCGUUGAGCAUUGCAAAAGGAGUAAAUGUUGUACCAGCAGUUGUACAUUUCAGCAGGGAGCUGUGUGCAGUAAUGAAUUAUGCUGUGAAAACUGCAAGUUCAAGCCAAGGAACACAAUAUGUAGACACGCAUUAGACAAGCAUUGUGACUUUCCCGAGUACUGCAAUGGAAGUUCGGCUGUUUGUCCGGCCAAUGUUUACGUCCAGAAUGGUGACGGUUGUGCCUCUAACACCGGCUUCUGUUACAGUGGAUCUUGUCAAUCAGCCGACUUGCAUUGCCAGGAGUUCUUUGGAUCACGGUCAAGAAACGCUCCCCAAGCCUGCUAUGAAGUGAACAGCCAGGCUGAUCGAUUGGGCACUGCGGCGUCGAUUUUAAAAAAGAAAUUUAAAACUUGCUCUCUUCAGGAUCUCAGAUGUGGAAAGUUAAUUUGCACCUAUCCCUAUGACACUCCUUAUACUAAAAUCAAUGUUCCCGUCUUGUAUAUGCCUGUGAAGAAUGUUGUCUGUGUUUCAUUGGACCUUAAACAACCAGAAGGCACUCCUGACCCUAUGAUGGUGAAAGAGGGUACAAAAUGCGGACUUGACAAGAUUUGCCUCAGACAAAAAUGCGAAAGCUAUGGCAUUCUGAAUUCUGAUUGUGACUCUGCAAAAAAAUGCUCAGGACAUGGGGUAUGUAACAACAAACAUAACUGCCACUGCGAUCCAGGUUGGGCUCCUCCAGACUGCCGGAAAAAAGGAAACCCUAUGGGAGGAAGCAUUGACAGCGGACUUCGCUAUCUGGAUUUGGAUAUUGCAAAAAAGGCCAGGGAAGACACUAUGCGGACAUGGAUCCUUCUUAGCAUUUUCCUGUUCCUGCCCAUUAUUAUCGGAAGCUCCCUGUUGGCUGUCAAAUGGAAACGUAUCAAAAAAUCUUGCUUCGAAGAUGAUGAACUGGACGACGAUUCCGAGUCUUAUUCCAGAUCAGAAGAGAGCAACACAUCGGAAAAAACAAGAGCCUUUGUGUCCAAUUAUUUCAGAGUUUAUACAUACAACAAAGAUGGCAUACCAAUAUCCUUUGUCCCUUCCAAUCAGAUUAACUUCUCCAUCCUCAAAUUUGUGGAGAUGCACGUGGUCGUGUCCAAAUCUCUGUAUGAUUAUAUGGGUUCCAAUGAAGACAUUGUGACGGGGAAGAUCAUGCAGCUUAUGAACUUCAUCAAUACUUUUCAAAAUGGGAUGACCUUGGAAGCAUUCUCAGUCAUAGUGGCACAGUUGCUGGGGUUUAGUGUCGGACUGUACUUUGAUGACACAGAAAUGUCAUUGUUCGGGGACAAUCUGCCUGAUGAACACGAGAGCAGCGAAUGUGAAAACCAUCCUUGCUGUCAAUCAGAUUGCACCUUGAAAGCAGGGAUGCAUUGUGCCCAAGGAGACUGUUGCUCGCUGGGAAACUGCAGAUUGAAGGCCAAGGGAACCUUAUGCAGACCGUUGGAGGACACGGAUUGUGAUCUCAAAGAAUUUUGCAACGGUACCUCGGCCGAAUGCUCAGAAAACCAUUACGUGGAGGAUGGACACUGGUGCGAACAUCGAACUGGGAUUUGCAUGAAAGGAAGAUGCCAAAGUGCGGAUCGAUGGUGCCGGAAAAUAUUUGGAACACAAUCGAAAAGUGGAUCUCUCCAAUGCUACGAAGAAAUUAACAGUCAAAAGGACAGGAUGGGCCACUGUGGUUCUACUGCAGGAGGAUACCAGGACUGUCAGUGGCAAGAUCUGAGGUGUGGAAAACUGGUUUGCGACUAUCCAAAUAGAGUCCCUUUCUUUUUGGAAAGCGCCGCCAUCAUUUACGCCAAAGUGCAGAAUCGCUUAUGUGUCACUUUAGACUAUUUGAAGGGGCCGGGCAUAAAAGAUCCCUUCCUGAUUCACGAUGGUACCGUCUGCGGAGAAAACAAGAUUUGCAUGAAUCAGAAGUGCGUCGAUCGAGCUGUAAUCAGAACAACCUGUAAUCCACAAUUAAAGUGCCACGGGAAAGGAAAGUGCAACAACAAAGGGAAUUGUCACUGCAACCCAGGCUGGGCUCCUCCGGAGUGUGACGUAUCAGAUGAAGGAGGCUUAGGCGGAAGCAUCGACAGCAGUUUCCGAAGCGUUGUAGUCCGGAGCAAUAAUCAGCCCAAACCAUUUUCAACAAGAAACUGGCUUCUUGUGGGUUUCUUUGUCUUUCUGCCCGUUGUGUUUGGCGCCCUCAUCUUGGCCAUCAAACUGAGAGAAGCUUUAUUAAACCCCAGUGUGGAGGAGGAAAAAGACGAGGAGGAAGAAUAUGACACAGAAGGGUAA
Thamnophis elegans (Western terrestrial garter snake) is the source of this 3525-nucleotide messenger RNA. Its product is annotated as disintegrin and metalloproteinase domain-containing protein 2-like. The transcript is spliced from 31 exons. Gene Ontology annotation, molecular function: metalloendopeptidase activity. Gene Ontology annotation, cellular component: plasma membrane. The record is from RefSeq and is a predicted model, not a curated record. The coding region runs from base 1 to 3525 and encodes 1174 amino acids. Gene Ontology annotation, biological process: proteolysis; binding of sperm to zona pellucida; cell adhesion. Lineage: Eukaryota; Metazoa; Chordata; Lepidosauria; Squamata; Natricidae.